Messenger RNA from Hibiscus syriacus, 978 nucleotides. Its product is annotated as PITH domain-containing protein 1-like. Bases 78 to 692 code for a protein of 204 amino acids. The record is from RefSeq and is a predicted model, not a curated record. Lineage: Eukaryota; Viridiplantae; Streptophyta; Magnoliopsida; Malvales; Malvaceae. The transcript is spliced from 9 exons.
GUGUUCUUUGUUUUAUUCCUUUUGCGUUUUUGGCUUCUUUGCUUGUUUGGCUGCGAAAGCGAGAAGAUCAGGCGAAAAUGGCGUGCACACAUGACCAUAGCUGCGAAGAUCACGAUUGUUCUUCUAAUUGGUCACUUUACAAGCACAUCGACCUCUCAAAGGUUACUGCUUUGAAUGAGGCUAAUCCAGGAAGUGUUAAAUCGGUGUUUAAAGCAUGGGAGGAGCGAUUAAAUUCUUCCGGGGAACACUUGGAAAGCAACGAGGGUGACCCUGAGUUACUUGUUUACAUACCAUUUACAUCAGAUGUUAAGAUCAAGAGCAUCUCAGUUGUUGGUGGUGCUGAUGGAACAAGCCCUUCUAAGCUGAGAGUAUUUAUCAAUAGAGAUGGCAUUGACUUCUCUGAUGCUCAAAGCAUGCAGCCUGUUCAGGAGUGGGAUUUGGUUGAAAAUCUGCAAGGAGUGUUAGAAUACCAGACAAGGUACUCAAAAUUUCAAAGUGUGGCAAAUAUUACAUUGCAUUUCCCUGAGAGUUUUGCUGGUGACACAACCCAAAUUCACUACAUUGGUUUUAAAGGCGAAGCCACACAGUUGAAAAGAGAUGUUGUUGCAACGAUUGUUUAUGAAAUCACGCCCAAUCCUUCUGAUCACAAGACCCGUGCCGAAACUGGUGGAGGACUUUCUCACGUGGAAUAAAGAUUUUGUUAUACGUGUGGGCUCGGGUUGUUCUUGUCAAGAAUCUGACCGCUUAUUUCAAAAAUCCUAUGGCGAAAAUUAUACAAAUGUUAUAUAGUUGAUGGAGAACCUUUACCUUAUAGGGUUAUUGUGAUAUUUUAUUUCCUUUAUGUUUCCAAAGAUUGUGUGCUUCAUAGUUCAAUCAUAUGAUGUGCGAAGGCUUAAUUGUUUUUUAAGCUAACAAUUGCGAAGUACUGAAUAGAGCGAGUAACAUUGCAUUUGCUAUCUCCAUUUGCUAUUAUUACAU